AUGGAGCAGACUGGGGAAGAAGAGAUUAAAGACGAGUACUACCAAGUAGAGCGUAUUACCAAGCACAAAAUUGUCCGUGGAAAGAAAUACUACUUAAUAAAGUGGGUUGGAUAUCAUGAUAGAGAUAAUACCUGGGAGCCUGUUGAAAACUUAGCAAAUGUUACUUACAUGAUCGAAGAAUACGAGAACAAACGGAAAUUAUUAGGGCAGAAUAGCGACAAAAGCUCAGGAAAAAUGAAGAAAAGAGACGGGAAAGAUAGAUCCAAGUUAUAUGAUGAAGGUGACUCCUCAGCUUAUGCUGAAGGCAAAGAGCAAGAUCAUUUAGACUUCAUGCCUUCUGGAGCUGAGCUAUCUGCUACUAAAAUCGGCCUAAUGGAUUCUGAAUCCAAAUAAGGAGGGAAGUUUCGAUAAAGACCAACCUGAGAAAAUUAUGGGAGUAGUUAGACAGAUAAAUCCCAAAGAAUGGUUGAUGAAAGUUAAAUGGAAGAAAGAUCCGAAGACACUGAAAAGACCUAAGACUUCUACUUACACCAAUACUGAGUUAAAGCAGAGAUGCCCUAACCUGUUGUUUGAUUUCUAUGAGAGCAAUGUAAUCAGCAGCAUAUAAUACCUCUAUUAAUAUUGAAAUUUCAAUUA
Molecule: messenger RNA, 636 nt
Organism: Moneuplotes crassus
Lineage: Eukaryota; Ciliophora; Spirotrichea; Euplotida; Euplotidae
Source: the annotation of a GenBank genome assembly